ACUCUCGCAGGAAUGUGACGUACUCCAUUGACUCUGAGCUGAGGAAGCUCAGAAAAAGUUUUUCAUUUAUUUUCCUGCCAGCUGCCUUUUGAGGAUCUUAGAGUUAUGGAUAAAUUAAAAUCUGUUUUAAGUGGUGAGGAGGCACGAAGAGAGGACAGAAACGUUUUACAGACCGUGAAGGAAGCCUCGUCUUUAAGCUGGGCCACACGCAUAAAGGGCUUCGUCGCCUGUUUCGUGGUGGGAGCUGCAUGCACAAUUUUGGGAGUGUGUGCCCUCUUCCUGCCCAGGAUCGGUCUCACUCUCUUCAUUGUCUUUUACACCUUUGGAAACAUAUGUGCUCUUUGCAGUACAAUGUUUCUGAUGGGUCCAGUGAAGCAGCUGAAGAGGAUGUGUGACAAAACCAGAGCGUUGGCCACCACUAUCAUGCUGACAUGCCUUGUUUUGACCCUCUGUGCAGCUUUUUGGUGGAAAAACUUUGGACUCGCCUUACUGUUCUGCAUUUUACAAGUCUUGUCUUUUACCUGGUACAGUCUGUCAUACAUCCCGUGUGUGAGGGAGGCGAUCCUGAAGCUUGUGUCGAUGUGCAUCAAGUGA
Messenger RNA from Nematolebias whitei (Rio pearlfish), 594 nucleotides. Its product is annotated as vesicle transport protein SFT2B-like. NCBI's taxonomy places the organism in Eukaryota, Metazoa, Chordata, Actinopteri, Cyprinodontiformes, Rivulidae. Gene Ontology annotation, cellular component: membrane. Bases 106 to 594 code for a protein of 162 amino acids. The transcript has 8 exons. The record is from RefSeq and is a predicted model, not a curated record. Gene Ontology annotation, biological process: vesicle-mediated transport.